Molecule: messenger RNA, 2240 nt
Organism: Ostrea edulis (European flat oyster)
Lineage: Eukaryota; Metazoa; Mollusca; Bivalvia; Ostreida; Ostreidae
Product: monocarboxylate transporter 9-like
Exons: 2
Coding region: 1-1965 (654 amino acids)
Biological process (GO): monocarboxylic acid transport; transmembrane transport
Molecular function (GO): monocarboxylic acid transmembrane transporter activity
Source: RefSeq, a predicted model, not a curated record
AUGCCUGGGAAGGACCAAGAUAAAGCGUCCAAAAACCGCCGUGACAGCAAAGACAUCUCUUUAGACAUAUCAGAGGGAACCUCCUCAACCCGUGACUCUUCCAUUUCAAUGCCCCCCGCUCCAGACGGGGGCUAUGGCUGGGUAAUUGUACUCAGUGCGUUCUUCGUUAUGGCUAUAAGCGAUGGAUUUGCCUUAUCAUUUGGUGUUCUGUUUACAGAACUUUCGGAAGUUUUCAAUGCAAGUAAAAGUGUGACUUCCAUCAUUGCUUCCUUAUUCUAUGGGGUUCCUCUGGUGUGUGGACCUAUAGCAAGCAUCAUUAUAAAUAAAUUAGGAAGCAGGAAAGCCCAGGUAAUCGGAGGAUUGAUCACAAGUGCUGGCAUCUUAGCCAGUGCUUUUGUGGAUUCCAUAGGCCUUAUGUGUUUUACAUUCGGAUUCAUUGCCGGAUUCGGUCUCUCCAUUGGAUACGUAAAUUCAGCGGUUAUCGUUGCGUACUAUUUUGAGAAGAAGCGAUCCCUGGCGACUGGCCUGUCCGUUUGUGGAUCUGGAAUCGGUACAUUUGUAUUUGCUCCCUUUCUAGAGUUCCUCAUCGAGGAGUAUGGGUGGAGAGGAUCUUUUGUCGUUCUAAGUGCGGUGACAUUGAACUUAGUCGUCUGUGGAGCAUUUAUGAGGCCCUUGGAAUUUACCCCAACCCAGAAAUGGAGAAGGAAUUUGAAGAAAUUUGAAAAUAUGUCAAAAACAUUAUCAAUAUCAAGUUUACAAGAUCAUAGCUGUCACGCUAGCAGUUCAGAUUUGAUGAGUGGUACGGCAAAACGGUUACCUCAGAAAAAACAGCGUAGCCAUUCUCAAGAACAACUUCCCACUUUUACAAAGAAAUCUAGAAAUAUCCCUGUUGAGAUGUCGAAUGACAGUAGAAAAUACGGUAGCAAGCGAAAGCGAUCCUUUCAAAACUUCGAUUCAGACGAUAUAUCACGACCUAAAAUAUUCAAUUCAGACACAACUACCAGCAACAGACCGGCCAAAAGCGAUGGUCACGUAGUCUUUGCAGACGAUGUGGGAAGUGGUACAGAAAACAUUGUGAGAAUGAGGAGCAAGAAAAAGCGUAGUGUUCAUUUGAGGAAUUCCUCUACAAAGACAUUUACGCAGUAUCCUUUGUCAAGAAAAGACCUGCUGUAUAGGAGAAGCACGAGACGAUUUUCAGUUAAUCCAAAGCUCCGACGUAAAAGCAGCCCAGUUUUACAUCAGGAAAUCAUAGAUGACAGUCCCGAUGAAGAAAUUGUUGACUGUUGUUCAAAUCAAAGGCUUCUGAAAUUUCCUAAAUUUAUCAAGAAACUGUUCAAGUCGAUGUUUGAUUUCCAAAUCAUUAAAAUUCCGUCUUUUUUUCUCUUUGUGCUGUCCAACUUCAUCUUCUACUUCUGGGACGAUGUUCCGUAUGUGUUUUUGAACGACAUUGCUGUAGAAGACGGGAUAGAAAAUCCAGCUAUCAUAAUUUCGACCCUUGGAAUUGUGAAUACAUUUGGACAGAUUAUAUAUGGAUUUAUAGGAGACAGGGACAUCGAUCUGAUACUGCUAUACGGGGUGUCCAUCGGUCUUUCAGGACUGGCUUUGAUGGCUGUGCCAUGGUUCCAGUCCCUCAUACCACUGUGUAUAUUUGCGGGUCUCUUUGGAUUCUUCAUUAGCGCCAAUUAUGCUUUGGAUACGGUAAUCGUGGUGGAAAUAGUUGGAAUCGACAAGCUUGCCAAUUCCUAUGGACUGACCAUGAUGAUGCAGGGACUAGCCAAUAUAAUAGGCCCCCCUGUGGCUGGUUUGCUUUAUGACAUGUCGGGAUCCUACGACCAUACCUUUAUAGCUGGGGGUGUAUUCAUUGCUUUUUCUGGUCUUAUAUUAGUCUUCGUGCCAAUUGGGAGAUGCAUAAAGUUACUCGUUACACGAAAACAGUCCUUCAGCUACACAACUCCGGAAUGGUGAAAAAUCGUGGAUGUUGCUAGAGAAUGUCACACAAUUCCUUCCAAGUGAGAACAACAGUCUGUUUAACGUCAAUGAAUAAUGUGUACUACAGUGUAUGUAGUAUUUUUAAUUUCAUUUCCUCAAAACUGCCAUCGUAAUGUACAUAUCAAAUAACCAGAGAACUUGUUUAUUUCUCUGUUGCUUUAAAUGUCGUUUUUCACUCUUUAUAGAAACAUUUGUUAAUAUUUUGUGUGUUACAUAUAUAUAUGUAUUUAGAAUUAUUUUAUUAGCUUUUA